Lactuca virosa is the source of this 448-nucleotide messenger RNA. The record is from the annotation of a GenBank genome assembly. Lineage: Eukaryota; Viridiplantae; Streptophyta; Magnoliopsida; Asterales; Asteraceae.
UCUUAUUAAUAACUUAACAAUAAAUAUGAGAUUGACUUUUAUUACUAAUUUCAACAGGAUCCUGUAUCUGGUGAUCGGAAUCGCCAUUUCUGCUCUGUUGUUCAACGUCGACGUUAUCCCCUCAUCUCCAUCGCUUAAAGUUGCUGAACAGAUCUCCGAUUCCACUCCCAUACCCCGUCGUAUCACUUUCAAGGUUCAUGCCAAAGGCUCGUAUCACGUUAAUAUUGGAGGUAAAAUCCCUUUGGGGUUAAAGGAAAAAAGCCAGAGAGUUCUGGUUACAGGUGGGGUUGGAUUUGUAGGAAGCCAUCUAGUGGAUCGACUGAUGGCACGAGAACCCCUCUUAUUGGAAGUUGAUCAAAUCUACCAUUUGGCUUGCCCUGGUUCCCCUGUUCACUACAAAUACAACCCUGUCAAAACCAUCAUAUCCUUAUAUUCUUACACGAAUUAA